This is a messenger RNA of Naegleria lovaniensis, 1173 nucleotides long. RefSeq lists its product as uncharacterized. The record is from RefSeq and is a predicted model, not a curated record. Gene Ontology annotation, cellular component: cytosol; membrane; intracellular membrane-bounded organelle. The coding region runs from base 1 to 1173 and encodes 390 amino acids. NCBI's taxonomy places the organism in Eukaryota, Heterolobosea, Eutetramitea, Acrasida, Naegleriidae. The transcript has a single exon. Gene Ontology annotation, molecular function: sterol binding.
AUGUCUUCUGUACCAACCGAAGGAAACCUUACGGAAACUGAAAAGAAGUUUCUUGAAGAUCAAUCCGAUGUAGAAUUAUACAAAGAACAAGAGGGCAUUCACAAGGAAGAUCCAGAAGAUGAAUACUUGAAAGUCAAGGAUCGAGAAGAUUCAUACAAUAUCAUUUAUGAAUUUCUCAAACAAUUGAGUCCGCAAACUGAAUUGUGGAGAAUCAGUGUUCCAGCCUAUAUUCUUCAACCAAUCUCAUUGUUAGAGAAAAUUUCUCACUACUCAUCUCCGAAUAAUACAAUUGAGAAGAUCAAUGAUGAACAAUCUGCCGAGAAGAGAUUUAUUUCAAUUUUGGCAUGGGUCAUUAGUAAUUGGAGAACCAUUCCUCGUCAUGGUAUGCAACAAAGUAAACCAUUCAACCCUGUUCUUGGUGAGAUUUUCAAAUGUGAAUGGACUCAUGGCGAAGGAGAUGUUUCCAAAUUCUUAGGUGAACAAGUUUCCCACCACCCUCCAGUAUCAGCAUUUUGUUGUCACAAUGAAAAACGUCAAUUUACGUACACAGGUUAUGUGUUUCCAGUUACAUCAUUUUCUUGGAACAGUGUUACCACUUUGAUGGAUGGUGAAUUCAAGAUUACUCUUGGAAAGUUUAAUGAGGAAUAUAUUGUGAAUCAUCCUCCUGUUAGUGUCAGUAAUGUAUUGUGGGGAACUACUGUCAUUGAAAUUUAUGAUUAUCUCAAGAUUAAUUGUCCAAAGUCUGGUUUCAAUGCUUCAAUCUAUUUUGACUAUGGAAAAGACAAUUACUUGAGUGGAUAUAUUUAUGAUGCGGAUGGUUACAAGAAGCAUUGGAUUGAAGGAAAGGUUAAUCAAUCUGUUGAAAUUCAAGAUUUAUCAACAAAGGAAAAAAAACUUUUGUAUUCAGUAGAAACCUUAUCCCGUCCUCCAAAAACUAUUAGACCUGUCCAUGAACAAGAGCCAAGAGAAUCCAGAAGAAAUUGGCAUAAGGCUAUUUAUGCAUUGAAGAAGGAAGACUUUGAAGAGGCUCAACUCCAAAAACACUUGGUUGAGGAAAGAGAAAGGGCUAUCAGAAAAGAAAGAGCUGAAGCUGGUAUUACUUGGGCUCCAAAAUAUUUUACAUUGGAAGGCGAAAAACGAUGGGUUCUCAAGAAUUUUGACUGUUUUAAAUAA